AUGUCACUCCUCCGAGCCAAAUCCUCUUCUUCGGUCUUCUUUUUCGCCUUCUCCAGAACCCUAACUCCUCUCAUUGAUUUCCAGAGGCGCCUUGCAUCUGUUGAACGCGUUGUCUCCUUCGUCUAUGCCCUUGCUGCCUCCGCCUCCGACGAGUUCCUCGAUUGCUUCCUCAAGUUCCUCCUAGCUGCCGCUUACGACAUCCAACAAAACAGCCAGAUUCCGAGCGUGCCAGAUCUUCUUCGAGCUAAUGAGUGUGCCAAAUGCCAUGGACUAAAAAUUGGGAAGGCAGUUGAUGAUGAUGAUGAUGAUGAUGUGGGGAACUACUCUGUGCUUGCAAUGGUGUUUCCUGCUAGUAAGGUUUCGAAGGAUGGAGUACGCCUGUCUUCAAACCUUUAUUAUACUAUGGGAUGUCCUCCUAUGGGCUCAAGUGUGUUUGUUUGUGCAUUACAGAAACAGCUCUUGCCUACUCCUGCCAGUGGGAGCAAUCAACAACAUUAUAUGGAAAAUAGUUGUCUACCUAUUAAUAAUUGCAAGGAAUUGUAUCUUCAGUUGGUUCCUUCUAACAGUGGGCUACCGUUGAAGUUUAAUAAUUUUCCCUCAUUGGACGUGUCUAAGGUGAAAUCUCAUGUCCAAUUUGAGAAUGACAUUGUUGCUUCUCCUGCAACAUCUUCUUCACACCUUCUUCUGUAUCAAAGUUUCCUAAUGCUAGUGGUUUGUCUUCUCCACAAUUUGAGGAUUCAGCAUCUAGUGUGCCAAAUCAGAAGAGUCAAUCACUGAUUUCAUCUGAUGUCAACUUAGCAGUAAGUGAUGAAAGUUCUAAGCAGUCACUUGAGACAUGGGCAACUUCAUGGUUAUAUUCUUGAUAUUUACUUUUAGGGAAUCUUGUCAGUAUUCCAAUGUUUUCAGAGUGUUUUUUCCAAGUGAUAUGAGCUAAGAAGCUGCCAGUUGCCAAAUCUGGUCAUUAUCCACCAAAUGGGGUGGUGAAAUCAAUAGCUCCAAAAUCUAACUCCAAAGAGUUUUCAUCAUUUGCCCUGCACAUUCAAGAGUUUUCUGGUAAGCCUAAAGAAAA
This is a messenger RNA of Vigna angularis (adzuki bean), 1069 nucleotides long. RefSeq lists its product as uncharacterized. Lineage: Eukaryota; Viridiplantae; Streptophyta; Magnoliopsida; Fabales; Fabaceae. The transcript is spliced from 3 exons. The record is from RefSeq and is a predicted model, not a curated record. The coding region runs from base 1 to 777 and encodes 258 amino acids.